Molecule: messenger RNA, 354 nt
Organism: Loxodonta africana (African savanna elephant)
Lineage: Eukaryota; Metazoa; Chordata; Mammalia; Proboscidea; Elephantidae
Product: large ribosomal subunit protein uL24-like
Exons: 1
Coding region: 1-354 (117 amino acids)
Biological process (GO): ribosomal large subunit biogenesis; cytoplasmic translation
Cellular component (GO): cytosolic large ribosomal subunit; ribosome
Molecular function (GO): structural constituent of ribosome; RNA binding
Source: RefSeq, a predicted model, not a curated record
AUGAAGUUCAAUCCCUUUGUGACUUCUGACCGGAGCAAAAACCGCAAAAGGCAUUUCAAUGCACCUUCCCACAUUCGCAGGAAGAUUAUGUCUUCCCCUCUUUCCAAGGAGCUGAGACAGAAAUACAAUGUUCGGUCCAUGCCCAUCCGAAAGGAUGAUGAAGUUCAGGUUGUGCGAGGACACUACAAAGGUCAGCAAAUUGGCAAAGUAGUCCAGGUUUAUAGGAAGAAAUAUGUCAUCUACAUCGAACGGGUGCAGCGAGAUAAAGCUAAUGGCACAACUGUCCACGUGGGCAUUCACCCCAGCAAGCCCUGGGUGGCACAAACAGUUAAGCUCUUGACAGCCCAGAAGUAA